This is a messenger RNA of Haemonchus placei, 807 nucleotides long. NCBI's taxonomy places the organism in Eukaryota, Metazoa, Nematoda, Chromadorea, Rhabditida, Trichostrongylidae. The record is from the annotation of a GenBank genome assembly.
AUGUUCGGCCUAAGCACUAUGACAUCUGCGGCCAGUGAAUCCUUUCUCACAAAUGUUCGAGAGGAAGCGAACUGUAUUCUUGCGGAGAUUGUUAGGCUGGCCGGAUUCAUUCCUCAGGAUUUUCUAGAUCCGUCAUCCUCGAAGUACAAACUAUUAAUUCUCGACUUCAACUACUUUACUCGAACGGUUCACUAUGAAAAAGUCAUUGAAGAAAGUGAGGAACUUCAAGACAGUUUCUACAAUGCCUACGGCGACCUUAUUACUCGUUUUUCUGCACUUUUUCAGGCAUUUGCCAACUUUCUAUGCAGCCUAAAAGAUUACUGCGAUCAGGUUGGUAACGAUAGGGUUGGUAUUUCCUAUUUGGACCUAAUGGAUGUGGAUAUACUGUUCCAUAUUGGAAUGGUUUUAAUGUACAUUGAAAACUUCUUGCCCGGCCCAAUCAGAGAGCGUAUCUAUGUGGCUAUUUACAGAAAUAGCGAUGAGCGCCGGAAUGUGGAAUUUUUGGCCGACUUUCUGAGAAUGCAUCCUACGAGUUCGGAACCUAGUUACCUUUUCGAUCGGCUGAAGCUCAGUGAAUCCUUUGUUGAAAAAUGCCUUUCCUGCUGUGAAACCAUUCAUAGGGAGGGGACGAAUGAUUUCGGAAAGUUGUAUGUGGAUAGAAGUACACUGAUCAAAUGGGUUUUCAUGUGCCUAGUCUUCAAAUCGUCUACACUCAAGAACGACACUAUAAAAAUGCGGCAGAUUGUAGAAGAUUUUUUCCGUGACGAAUGGGUAGGUGUCUUCGCUUUAACAAGUUUCCAAUUCUAA